Saccoglossus kowalevskii is the source of this 1019-nucleotide messenger RNA. It is a transcript of the gene otp, whose product is annotated as orthopedia homeobox. The record is from RefSeq and is marked provisional. Gene Ontology annotation, molecular function: DNA binding; DNA-binding transcription factor activity, RNA polymerase II-specific. Lineage: Eukaryota; Metazoa; Hemichordata; Enteropneusta; Harrimaniidae. Gene Ontology annotation, biological process: neuron differentiation; regulation of DNA-templated transcription.
AAGCUGUAGAGAUGGAAGCAGCUAGCCUCCACGUGCAGAUGCAUACCGCAUCGGACCCGUUUCUCUCACACGCCGCACUCAACAAUAACAAUACCAUGAACAAACUCAACUCGGCAGUUUUGAGCCAAGGUGUCAAAGAUGAACACGAUAACAACGAUAAGUUGUCUUUGGAUUCUGAUGGUACAACGUUGUUGAAAGACACAUCGUCAGGCCACGGCGGUAACGAUGGUUCUCACAUGGGUUGUAACCAAGAAAGCAACGACGACAAACCCCUGAAACAGAAAAGACACCGGACACGUUUCACGCCGGCACAACUGAACGAGUUGGAACGAAAUUUCGCAAAGACGCAUUAUCCAGACAUCUUCAUGCGGGAGGAAAUCGCUAUGAGAGUUGGGCUGACAGAAUCCCGAGUACAGGUCUGGUUCCAGAACCGUCGUGCAAAGUGGAAGAAGCGCAAGAAGCAAACUAAUGUGUUCCGCACACCCGGGGCUCUCAUGCCCUCCCACGGUUUACCGCAAUUCCCGUCCUCGAUGGGCGACUCCUUAUGUUCGUUCCACACCAACGACACACGCUGGCCACCGAUGCCGGCGCAGAUGACAAGUGGACCUCCUCUCACACUCCCUCCCACUCUCCCCCGCCAGCACACGGGUAUAGGACAGUCAUUAUCCGGCCACCAAGGAGGUGGCGGCGGGAUGAAUCAAUCGCCAAACGGAUUCGGUUCGGGCAUUUCUGUAACCAGUAAUGGCUCCGUCCAACCGUCGAUGUAUCAGUCGUUCGGUGGGGGUAUGUCGUCAAUGUCCUCUAUGUCGUCAGUUUCCACGUCGUCGGGACUUCCAUCUUCGCCAACGAAUGUCACAGUCAAUUCCCCAAUGUCGUGUAGUUCACCGGAUACCGGUGAUAUGUGGAGGGGUACCAGCAUAGCACAACUUCGAAGAAAAGCACUCGAGCAUUCUGUUACAUUAAACGGAGGGUUCAGAUAGAAGACAGCCCACACAAUGUAGACUAUUUCAAUUUUUAUU